UAUGGAAAAUAAAACCAACAUGGACAUCGUUACUGUGACAGGUGGAUCAGGAUUCCUGGGGCAACACAUAGUGAAGAUGUUGCAGGAAAGAGCAGACUACGUGUCAGAAAUCAGAGUGCUAGAUUUAGUUCAGCAUAAAAACCUACUAAGCUAUGAUGAAAAUUUACCAGUCAGCAUGCACCAAGGGAGUAUCACAGAUAUAAACACUAUCACUGAAGCUUUCAAAGGAAGUCAGAGUGUGAUACAUGUAGCUGGACUUAUAAGUUUUGGCACAUUCCCAGACACUACUGCUAUGGAAGCAAUCAACGUACAAGGUACUGAAAAUAUCAUCCAAAGCUGUCUAGAUACUAAUGUUGAACGUUUAGUGUUCUGUAGUACUGUUGAUGUAGUGAUAGGUCACGAUGCCAUAAACAAUGGAGAUGAAACAACACCCAUCCCGAAAUCAUUUCUUUUCCCGGGAUAUCCAGAGUCCAAGUAUAGAGCAGAAUGUCUUGUUCGCAAAGCCAGUGGACAAAAAUGUAAAAACGGAAGAUAUUUGAAGACUGCUAUUUUAAGAGCUAAUGUCAUGUAUGGUGAGUUAGACCCAUACUAUGUAACAAAUGGACUUCAGUCAGCAAAAGCAAACAACAAUGUUCUAUACCAAGUGGGAAAUGGAACUGCCAAAUUUCAACAGACUUAUGUCGGAAAUUCAGCAUGGGCAUUUAUCUGUGCAGACAAAUCUUUGCGAGAAAAUAAAAUCAACAGUGGGGAAGUUUUCUUUAUACCUGAUAGCACACCUGUCCAGAACACCUUUAGAUUUAUGAGAAUCUUCUUAGAGACUAGACACAUGCAUCUGUCAAAGUACAAAAUUCCAUACUCUUUAGUGUACUAUCCUGUAUUGUUAUUGGAAUGGAUAUUAAACAUAUUAGCACCUAUACACAAAGUUAAUCUGCCUGUAGUUGGUUGCAGUAUUAAGUACAUAAACAUGAAUCUAUAUUUCAGUGGGAGGAAAGCUCGAGACCAAUUAGGAUAUGAACCUGUUUAUACUCCAGAGGAAAGUAUUUCAAGAAGUCUCAAGUACUAUGCUUCUGUCAAAUUAAAAUGA
Mytilus trossulus (common blue mussel) is the source of this 1084-nucleotide messenger RNA. RefSeq names its product 3 beta-hydroxysteroid dehydrogenase/Delta 5-->4-isomerase type 6-like. Gene Ontology annotation, biological process: steroid biosynthetic process. Gene Ontology annotation, molecular function: 3-beta-hydroxy-Delta5-steroid dehydrogenase (NAD+) activity. Lineage: Eukaryota; Metazoa; Mollusca; Bivalvia; Mytilida; Mytilidae. The transcript is spliced from 4 exons. Bases 20 to 1084 code for a protein of 354 amino acids. The record is from RefSeq and is a predicted model, not a curated record.